AUGGCGCAGUGCCGAGCAGACCGGGAAGAAACCCGCACUCCGAGGCUCUUCGACAUGGAAACAAGACAACCAUGCAUUCAGUGUCCUGCUUUAUCUGGAGGCUAUCCGAGAGCCUGGUUGUUGUCACAUCUGCCUACAGGGCCAGCAGCCUACAUCAAUGGCUUCCAAGGGGCUUUCCCUCUUGAGCGAGGCACCAAGAUGGCUUCAUUUUUGGCGGCCCGAGCCUCGGGGAACCCUAACCCGCCCGCUCUGGGCGAGGGGCCGCGGUCAGUGCCACCAUCGUGCGUCCCGGGAGGCGGAGGGGCCCCGGAGCGGAGCCAGGCUGGGGCGGCGGCCGAGCCUGCGGAGCUCAUCCGGCGGGCGCACGAGUUUAAGAGCCAAGGUGCGCAGUGCUACAAGGACAAGAAAUUCCGCGAAGCCAUCGGCAAAUACCACCGGGCGUUGCUGGAGCUGAAGGGGCUGCUGCCGCCUCCAGGGGAGCGGGAACGGGACGCGCGGCCAGCUUCCCCGGCCGGAGUCCCCAAACCCAGCCAUCUCUCAGAGGAACAGAGCAAGACGAUUGAAGCCAUCGAGAUCGACUGCUACAACAGCCUGGCAGCCUGCCUGCUCCAGGCCGAGCUGGUGAAUUAUGAGAGAGUCAAGGAGUAUUGCCUUAAGGUCCUAAAAAAAGAAGGAGAGAACUUCAAGGCCCUUUACAGGUCUGGUGUGGCCUUCUAUCAUCUAGGGGACUAUGACAAAGCUCUCUACUACCUAAAAGAAGCAAGGACCCGACAACCCACAGACACCAAUGUGGUUCGGUACAUCCAGCUGACUGAGAUGAAGCUCAGCAGAUGUUCCCACAGGGAGAAAGAAGCCAUGUAGCCAAGAGGCCUCUAUCAAGCCACACCCAUGCCUGACUAGGGACUUCCAGGCAUCCUUGGCGGAGAGUCCCCGUGUGUGGGUUCUCUCCCUCUCUCCCCGGUUCUUUCUGUACCCCUUGUCCUUCCUGUUGCUCCCCGACUCUGUCUACUCUCAGUGCGAGAAGGUGAGAGGCACUCUUGGACCUUGGCGGGGUGGCCCAGAUGUGGACUUCUCUUUUCUAGCAGACCAGCAAAUGGGACAGCUGGGGAAGAGUCUCAUGGACUGGGGACAGCACUGUGGCUUCGACUUGGGCCAAUGUUUCAGAGCCUGGCAGGUGUGCAGAGCCAACGGUCUGGAACCUUCUACACCUUCUUGAUGAACCAGAGCCUCUUGAGGAAACUGAAAGAAACCUGGGGCUGAUGAAUGGGAGAAGCGUUUUUUGAACCAAGGCUGAGAUUGUGAAUUCCGACUCCCCCCACCCCCACCCGCUAGUCACCUGGGCUCCUGCCACACACCCUUACUUGUCUAGGCUUGUACUUUCUUCUCUCACUCUGGGAGGUCAGUUCUUUGCCAGGCAGGCUUCACAUGCCAUCAAGGCCCACUCUCGGUGCCCUCUGGUGACCACACAUACCAUUCCCCCGCCUCCCAGCCAGCAGGCAGCUGUGACAGCAGAAGGGCAGGGUGCCAUGGGCCAAAUGUUGGGAGCAGAGCAGACUGUGUAGGUGACAGAAGAGGGAAAGAUGACGACAAGGGGAAGAAAGAGCCUUGGGUGGGCUGAGGGACCGGGCUAAUAAUGUAAAUAAAAACUAGCUCCCAGGCUUCAGUUCCUGUCGUUUCUGUUGAGAGCAGCCCACUCCCUCAUUUCCUUUCCCUUCCUGUCCCUCAGGCAGAGUGGCCUACAACUUCCCCUAAAGCCAGUGACCGUUAGCCAGGACUAACCUUCAUGGUGGCCACAGGCUUUUAUGCUUUGAGGAGUUGGCUGGGAUUGUGGAGAGUGCUCCAGGAUUUGGCUUUGUGAGGAUUUGUCCAAACCCCCGCCCCUUUUCUUUGACAGAAUUGCCUGAACUCAAUAUCUAGCACAUAACAAAGUUUUUUUGAAUUGAUAAUUUCGACUGCAGACUGACUCUCCUGCCUUAAACUGAUCGGAUCCCAGCCUGAUCUCCUGACACGUACGCGUUUUAUGCUUUGCCAUGUUGAAACAUCUCUCGGGGGCUUGCCGUUCCCCCACCGCAGUGCAAUAUAGGAUGCAGUCCCAGUCUUCCCGGAGGUAGGACAGCUGAGAAAUCCAUAGGAGGUUGUCACCAAUGACGCCACUAAUGUGUAGGACGCUUACACAUGUCCAAGGCACUUUCAUGUAUUUUUCGUGUGACUUAGUGAGACACUGUUGUAUAAAAUUAAAAUAUAUACAGAUGCAAUAAUGUUAAUAGUUAGGAUUUAUUAAAUGCUCUAUCUUCGGAUCUCUA
Messenger RNA from Myodes glareolus (Bank vole), 2303 nucleotides. The record is from RefSeq and is a predicted model, not a curated record. NCBI's taxonomy places the organism in Eukaryota, Metazoa, Chordata, Mammalia, Rodentia, Cricetidae.